Messenger RNA from Micropterus dolomieu (smallmouth bass), 2484 nucleotides. RefSeq names its product neuronal differentiation 6b (gene neurod6b). The transcript is spliced from 2 exons. The coding region runs from base 111 to 1115 and encodes 334 amino acids. Gene Ontology annotation, molecular function: protein dimerization activity. The record is from RefSeq and is a predicted model, not a curated record. Lineage: Eukaryota; Metazoa; Chordata; Actinopteri; Centrarchiformes; Centrarchidae.
GCAGGCUGAAGCUUUUUCCUCUAAUUUGUGGUUUGCAAGAGACGAAGCUGCAGCGCGGAUUCAGAGGAGAUAUAUGGGAACAUGCGUGGUGCACGCUGACCAGAGGAAAUAUGUUGACACUGCCAUUCGAGGAAUCUCAUAUGAUGUGUGAGCCGCGGUUUGGUGCCAAUUAUCCCCGUGAAAGCUUACCUGAGAGCCUGGAGCAGGAGCGACAGCCCAACCCAGACAGGUCCAACUCAGACAUGAGGGAGGCCGAGGACGACAUCUCUGACAGAGAGGAGGAUGAAAGAGAGGACGACCAGGAUGAGGACGGGCUUCCUAAAAAGAGGGGCCCCCGAAAAAAGAAGCACGGAAAGGAGCCGAAUGACAGGUCCAAAUUACGGCGCCAGGAAGCCAACGCCCGAGAGCGCAGUCGGAUGCACGGUUUGAACGAUGCGCUGGAGAGCCUGCGCAAAGUUGUGCCGUGCUACUCAAAAACUCAAAAACUGUCCAAGAUUGAGACCCUUAGACUGGCUAAAAAUUACAUCUGGGCCCUGUCAGAGACUCUGAGCACUGGCAAGAGACCGGACCUCCUCGCCUUCGUACAGACUUUGUGCAAAGGAUUAUCUCAGCCCACAACCAACUUGGUGGCCGGUUGUUUGCAGCUGAACGCGAGAAAUUUCCUCACAGACCACAACGGGGAGGUCAUGUUCUCUGGCAGAUCGCCAUACGAUGCCAUGUACUCGUACCCAGGCUCAGACAUGAACACGCCCCCCGGCCACAGCGGGAGCAGCUUGGACAGCAGCGCCAAGCCGUUCAGACACUACAGCUACAGCAACGCGUAUGAGCCUUACUACGAGAACCCGUCCCCAGAGGGCGGGAGCCCACAUUUCGACGGCCAGCUGAGCCCCCCGAUGAACUUUAACGGGAUUUUCUCCCUAAAACACGACGAUCCCCCAGACUACGGCAAAAGCAGCCACUAUGGCAUGCGCUACUGCGGUGCGCCAGGGCGCACGGCUCUUGCGCACAACUCCAUGUACCGAGUCUCCCCAGAGGCCCGUUUUCCCUACGAGCUGCACGUCCGCAGGCAGUCCUUCCAAGCACAAGGGGAAGUUAAUGGCUCUUUCCACAAUUAGUCAAUCAGCUGGACACAGUUCAAGUUUCAGAAACGAUGCAAUUUCCCCCCGCAGAUGUCGAGAGUGGAGGGAAAUGACACGCUGAUGCACUGCGAAAAUGCCAAUUUCAACAAGUCAUUUUGUUUUAAAUGUUCAGUCUUGUUUUUCUUUGAAACAUGGUAAAAAUCAGCAAAUCAGAUAUGAUGAUUUCACUUUUUCUUAGUUCUUGAUCCAGUUAUUUUUUUGCCGAUAUAAGGCGGGAAAAGACACCACAAGGACGCUUUUGCUUCGGAAACAAAUAACUUCAUUAAUUUAAAGAAAAUCAAGAUUUAAUGGUUCACUUGUUUCCAGUGGAAAACCAAAAAUGUAGACUAAUCCGUUAAAGGUGCAGGCUUAGAUCAAAUUGUUUACACUAACACUGUAUCUGAUUGUCAUUGGCUGUUUUCUGCAGGUGUCGGUCAAGAUAUGGGUUAGACAAAGCGAUUAUAGUGGAUCAUUAAUUCAAUUUUUCUGGUUAAUUAAUUAGGUUCACAGCAGUCAGUAAAAUUAUUUUCUUGCCGAAAUAAAAUCAACUAAAUGAAACAACCGGGGAAAAAGAAUCAUAUAAAGACGUUUCACUUCAUCAGGGAAGUUUGCUGAGACACGAUUGGAGUCCAGAGAUUCAGUCUGUUAGCAAUAAAGGUCAAUUGAGCUAUGCAAGUCAGCCAAAUGCAAUCUUCACUUAUUAAAAAAAAAGAUAUAUUUCCUCUCACAGGGCGUUCCUCAUAAUAUAAUAUCUAAUUAAAAUGGUGACAAUUACACAAAAAGAAUUAUUUAAAAACAGUUUGGAGACUUGCAUGUGUUUAGGAGACCUGGUGAUGAUGUCAUCUGAAAUGGUCCUAUAAAUACAGGAAGUUGUGGGGAAAAAACGUAAAAACUAAAAUGCAUUUGUAUUUGAAGUAUACAGUGUGGUAACGAGGUGAAUGUAUAUUAAUUAUUGUAUUUAUUUAAGCUUAUUUAUGAUAAGUCCGUCAAUUUGAAUGUGAAUAAUAUAUUAUAAAACUAUUGUAAAAUUCAACAGUGUUACCUUAUGUUAUGUGAAUUUCCAUACAUUUAAAGUUUGUUUACGUUUGCAUUGUAUAUUUCACCGCAGCUGAAAGUCGAGGACUGGAAGGAAAAUCAGUUUGUGUGAAGUGAUCAAAUGUUUCAGAACUAAAUGAAUCAGAACAACAUGCCUUAAAAAAAAGAGAGACGAUGACCACCAAUAUGCAACGAAAUGAUAGUUUUGAAUAGUUUGAUUUGAACUUUUUACACUUCCUUGUUGCUGCUGAAGAGCAACUGUGAUGCAUUUCAUGUACUUCUGCACAAUGUUGGUGACUGUCUCAUAAAUUAUGUUGCUUUUGUAACUUUA